Messenger RNA from Mobula hypostoma (lesser devil ray), 1953 nucleotides. RefSeq names its product coagulation factor X-like. The transcript has 8 exons. Bases 177 to 1535 code for a protein of 452 amino acids. Gene Ontology annotation, biological process: proteolysis; blood coagulation. The record is from RefSeq and is a predicted model, not a curated record. Lineage: Eukaryota; Metazoa; Chordata; Chondrichthyes; Myliobatiformes; Myliobatidae. Gene Ontology annotation, cellular component: extracellular region. Gene Ontology annotation, molecular function: serine-type endopeptidase activity; calcium ion binding.
CACCAAUUGAAAAGGAAGAGAUCUUAUGACUAGAAAUCAGACAGGACUCUGGCAAUGUGAACUGAGGAUCAAUAGGAAUCAAGAGUUUUACUAAUCUGGCCACCGAACUUUGAACUUCUGUUUAUUUAGUCAGAGCACUGAAAUUCAGAUACAAGAAGCUUUAACAGAAACGGACCAUGGCGAAUCUUUUCUGGGCCAUAAAUCUUUUCCUUCUCAUCAUUAGUCUCACAGGAACUAAAACUGAAGUAUUUGUAUCCGACAAAAAGGCCAGCAACUUCUUAACACGCCAAAGGCGUGAGAACAGCUUCUUUGAAGAACUGAAAGAAGGUAACUUGGAGAGAGAGUGCAUCGAAGAGAGGUGCUCACAAGAAGAAGCAAGAGAAUAUUUUGAAGAUGACCAGCGAACUGAUGAAUUCUGGAGUAAGUAUGUAGAUGGGAACCAGUGCGAAUCCGACCCCUGCAUUAACCAAGGCAGCUGCCGUGAUGGCAUCAACCAGUAUCAGUGCAUCUGCGUAGAAGGUUUUAAAGGCGUCAACUGUGAAAUCGAAAUUCUGAAGCCCUGCUAUCUGGACAAUGGAGGCUGCUACCACUACUGCCGACCCCUGCGAGACCAGGCUAGGUGUUCCUGUGAUCCUGACUUCGUACUUGCUGAAGAUGAAAAAUCCUGCAUUCCUGCAGUACGUAAUCCCUGCGGGACCAUUGGUGCACUGUUUCUCACCAAUCUUAUGCUUACGAACAACAGUAUGGUGAAUGUCACUGAUGCUGAACCGAACGGAGCAAGUGGUGUUACUCCAAACGUCAGAAUCGUGGGAGGCCAGGAUUGCCCACUGGGACAGUGUCCAUGGCAGAUCCUAUUAGUUGAUGAAACUGACACAAUGUUUUGUGGAGCCACGAUUCUAAAUGAGAGGUUACUAGUGACUGCAGCCCAUUGCCUUAACCACACCAAGGCCAUCACUGCUGUUGCUGGUGAAUUUGAUAUCAACUUGGACGAAGGUACAGAGCAGCGACAAGAAGUUACGAUGGUAAUUGCCCAUCCUCGAUUCGAAAAAUACACAUUUGAUAAUGACAUUGCAAUUCUGAUUUUGAAGAACCCUCUACAAUUCAAUCAGAAUGUUGUACCAAUUUGCAUUCCCCAUAAAAACUUUGCGGAACAAGUUCUGAUGAAUCAGCCCGAUGCAUUUGUUAGUGGCUGGGGCCGUCUCCAAGACCACGGUGUGACAUCCGCCAAGCUCCAGUUGCUCAGGGUGCCUUACGUCGACCGGCUCAAAUGCAUUGAAUCCAGUCGGUUCCCUGUGUCUCAGAACAUGUUCUGUGCUGGCUACAGUGAUGAGAGCAAAGACUCUUGCCGAGGGGACAGUGGUGGACCCCAUGUCACCAAACACAAGAACACUUGGUUUUUGACUGGUAUAGUGAGCUGGGGAGAAGGAUGCGCACAGAAAGGGAAAUAUGGCAUCUACACAAAGGUGUCAAAAUACAUCAAAUGGAUUAAAUAUGUUAUCAAAGAAAUGUCUACUUACCCACACACACAUACUUAGAUUGAAAAUGCAUUUCACUUUAAUAUGUGCAGGCUACACACCCCACUUUGCAAAUAUAUUACAAAGUUUGACUUCCUCACCAUUAAUUCCAAUAUACAGUACAUCAGAGCUGAGCAUAGAAAUUAAACGCAGUCUUUGUGACAUAUUUAAAAUUAGACCUUUCAUCAAUAGUUGGCUCCACUUAUCUACAUUAGGUUUACAAAGGAGCUUUAAUUUUUUUUUAAGAUUUUCAUAUAAUUACACGAUAUCAUUGGUUUCCUACUUAAUCUUUUCCCCAUGUUAUAGUUUAAUGCUGUAUGUAAAAUAUCAACCAGCAAGCAGUUGUCCCAAUUAGAGUGUACAUGCCAUCUCUGAAAAGUGCACCAAUAAUAUGAAGAAUAAAAAUUACCAUCAGAAUGUGACUAUAUCUGGAAGACAA